This is a messenger RNA of Mugil cephalus (flathead mullet), 1913 nucleotides long. RefSeq names its product cilia- and flagella-associated protein 100-like. The transcript is spliced from 16 exons. The record is from RefSeq and is a predicted model, not a curated record. Bases 106 to 1845 code for a protein of 579 amino acids. NCBI's taxonomy places the organism in Eukaryota, Metazoa, Chordata, Actinopteri, Mugiliformes, Mugilidae.
CAUGACAACAGUACACAAACACUGACCCAGCUCGAGGCAGGAAGCAGACGACUGAUGGUCUCUGGGUGCACAGAGUGUGUGCAGCAUUAUCAGACGCCAAAUUAAAUGCUGAACCCAGAGAUGUCGUCACCACAGCCUGGGAGCAAAGGAGCAGAGAUUUCUUCGGAAAGCCUCGUUGUUUCAGAGGUUGUCAGCUCUGCCAAAUCACAACACACAGGGAUGAGGAGGAGGAGGAGGAGGAGGACGAAGGGAACACAACCGAGCCCAUUCAAAGUGCCAGACAGUAACAGCAUAUUUCUUCAGAGUGUAAAUGAAAGAGCGGACCGAAAAGAGGAGAUGCGCAAAUUUCUGGCUCUGCCGAUUGAUGAGAAGACGACCCACGCUGCAAGAAUGAUGGCCAAGCUGAAGAAAGAGCUGGUGGGAGAGCAGGAGGAGGAGGAGGAGGAGGAGGCAAAUGAGAAGACAAAGAAUCUAAAACAAAUCAAGAGUAAGAGUGUUCUCUGUGAUCUAACAUCAGCCAGGCGUGAGGUGAAGAUGGCCAUGAUGAAACAAGAAAACAUGAUGAAAGACAACAAGCAUAACUUAAUCUUCAUGGAACGACAGAAGGCAGUGUUGGAGUUGUCUCUGAUGACGAAGCGGUCUGAGAUUUCGAGGAUGGACAAGGCCAUUGCAAAAGAGGAGAGGCAGCUGAAACAGCUCGAAAAGAUAAUCGAGAACGACAACUCCACCUUCGAAGAGUUCCUCAGGGAGAACGAGAAGAAGUCCGUGGAGACCAGAACGCUUUUUGAACGGGAAGCCAAGUCUAAACAGGAGAAGAACGCCGAGAUCAGGAGGCUGACUUCUGAAAUAACAACUAUAAAAAGUGAACUUGCCAGGUUUGAGGAAAUCCUGACAGACUACAAGAGAUACAAAGAGCUUCUCUUCAAGCUGUCUCCUACAGAGUGGCAGGAGGCCCAGAAGACAAAAGCAAAGAAAGCGAAAGUCUCGUCUGGCAAAGACACAAAGAAAGACCAGAACGGGGACUCUGAAGAGACGGAUUUGGAGGGAAAAAUGUCCAGUCCAGAUCCAGUCCAACUGUCCACCAGCGAGACCAGAGGCACAGAUUCUGAACUGAACCAGGAUAACUCGGAAUAUGAGGAUGAGCCAGAGCUGUUCUUCACGGAUCCCCAGCAGCUCGUGGACCUGAUGACGGAGCUGACGGAGCAGAAUCUGUCCCUCAUUCAGAGCUGCACAAGAGUGCAGGAGACCCUGGAGGAGCUCCAACAGUCCAUGGAGACGACCAGGAAGAAGAUUGAAAAGGAGGAAGAGCAGACGAAACAGGAGAUAGACGCCAUGAAGCAAAUGAUUGACAAGGAGAAGGCGAGAGGCGCCAAGCUCGAACUGAAGGUUCAACUACACGUGUCACUGAACACAGAGGAUGAAGAUGUGGUGUUUGAUGCUCUCAGUGAGAAGGUGGCGGAGGUGCAUCGUAGCUGCGUGGAUGAUCGCAUGGCCAACCUCAGCACCUUGGAGAAGCUGGCCAAUAUCGAGAACCGCCUGUCUUUAGUGCUGGAGGGUCUUGAGAGCAUGCCCGAAGAAAAACUGGAGAUGAUGAACAAGAUCAAGGACAGCGAGAAGAGGAGCAAGCAGCGUGAGGAAAAGCUGAGAGAGCAGAAAGAGAAACAGAAAGACAGGAUGACGCGGUACCUGGAGAGAUCUCUGGCUGACUCCAAGAAAAUAAGUGGGAGGAAGCUCAUGCCCAGAUGCAUGCCCAUUGUCCGGAGAGUCAAAGUCAGCAAUGUGGAUGACGUCCCUCCUGAAGACCAGAUGAACGAAUACCUCUUUGGCACCGACGACACAGAGUAAAAGGAAAAUUAAAAAAAAGAUUUUUUUGUAUUGAAAGCGAGAAUUAAAGUGCAGUCUCCUUCACAACA